AUGAGGCUGAGAUUGACGGUCAAGCGUCAUGGUCUCCCGGACACGCCUGUUAUUUGGCACGUCGACACAAGAUCGACACCAACGGUUUUCCAACUUCUCGAGCAAGUGAAUGAGACCAUUCCCAUCGAAUCAUGCGAUCAAUGGGGUUUAGAAGAUUAUGCGGUAGAAUUGAAAGGCAGCAAUGGAACGAAUUUCGAGUGCCUGCAUUUUCAGGAGGUGGGCAAGGUUAUGAAAGAAGAUGACGAGGUUAUCAUUCGCCCGCUUCUUUCGCGGGAUUUGAAGAUACGUCGAAUAUCGGGGCGACAUCAGAUAUCGGCUGAUGGUAAACACUUGGUGGAUGGGCUUGCCUUUGGAAGACCGCUGUUACGAGUCUCAGCUGGGCGACCAGAUAUCUUGAUUCCUCCGAGGAAGCGUCCAAGAUUGAUGAUUACCGAGGAUAGCGAAGAUGAUGAAGGCUCUAUAGGGCUUAACAAAAGUGGGGAAUCUGAUAAUGGCACUCGAGAGUUAGUUCUCCACGCGGAUUUUGACGACGAUGACUCUGAGGAUGAUGAUGACUUCGCUCCUGGAGAAUUCGAGGGCUCAGAGGAAGAAGAGGAAGAAGAGGAAGAAGAGGAAGAAGAGGAAGAAGAGGAAGAAGAGUUUACUCCUGUAGACGAUGAAUCUCUAGCUGGAGAGCUCGAGGAGGACGACGGAAGGGAUAUUAGUGGAGAACAAACACGAUCGACGCAAAAAGAAGCAAUCACAAAGUCUCUUCCUAAUCCGGACGAAGUCGCGAUGAACGUCGACAUCAACAACGGCCCGAUUGUUGAUGAAUCUGAUAGAUCAAAGAUUCGUAAGUUGCACGCAGCUUUUCCUAAAGCAUCCCUGGGCCUCUGCAAACAUGUCUUUCGGGGUGCAAAUGGAGAUAUGGGCGCCUCCUGGGAAGCUUUGAAUCACGGGUUCCGAGCAGCCGUACCCAAGAGUGCGAUAAGUGGAGUUUCACUAGGGGAAUCGAGUUUUCCAAUACUCAAGACACGUCCAAAGUCAAAAACGAAGUUUGUCCCUGGCGAUGCCGAUAGCAUGGAUGUUACCAUGGAUGAGCAUCUAGAUCCUGUGGUUAGCUACUACGACCAGAAUGGCUUGCCAGCAGGCUCGAUUGCGUCUGGAACAGCUCUAUCUGUAAUGGCAGAAUCUGCAAAGUACUCGCCCAGUCAGCAGCCCGCAGAAUCAAGGGGGCCGACUUUAGUACGGAGUAAAAAGAGCCUUGGAUUUGCUGCUGGCCAGACUUCAUCAAUGGGCCUUACUUCAACCCCACUUCUAGAUCGAGACUCCCUUGGGGGCGAAGACAGCUCAACUGGCGACUCCAGCGAAGAUGAAAGUGAGGAAACCACGAGUACGAGUGGGAGCAGCGACUCAUCCAGUAGUGGAUCCUCCGGCAGUGACAGCAGCAGUGAAUCUUCAGGUAGCGACAGUAAUAAUGAAUCUCCGAGCGAUGGUGACGAACCAGAGGAAGUUUCGAGCAGAUCAACUCGAGUUACUCUACAUGCCACUGAGCGCCCACUACCCACCUCGGAUAACGUCAGCAAAACUGUCGAAGCUCGUCCCACUGUACUGCCAUGUCACGGGAAAAAAUCAACCCAGACGAGGAAUGCGCGCCGCAGGAAAUGGAACGCCUUGAAUAAACGUUUGGCUACUGGGAUUUCGGGGUCGGCAAACACGUCUUUCGAGGUGAAGGAAGUAGAUGGAAGGCGAAACGAAGAAAUUGAGCGGCGAAGAGAAGAGUUACUGGCUGCCUUAGCUUCCGGCGGUAUUGAAGUCGGUCGGUCACCGCCGAGGAAGGCUCUGGAGGCCCCAAAUGUCGAAGCCCAGUCGUCCCAGGCUGAGAUACCACCGGUGGAAGCAUCUAGCGAACUCCAUCUCGCUUCGAAAGCGCCUGUGGGCAUUGCUACUGCUCCCGAAGCACGGCAUCCCACUCCGACUUUAGCAAUGACUGCAAAUCAGAUUAAUAUGGACGUUGAUGGAGCGCCCCAGACGGAAGUUGAAAUACCUGAGGUUGCACCAACUCCAACCAACACACCCCCAAUCAAGACGCCAUCAUCGAGACGGACGAAGUUGGAUCUUGGUGCUGGAAGAAGACUGCUCUUCGGUGCUUUGGGAAUGAAGAAUCCGAAGACAAAAAAAGAUGAGGAGAAAGCUCGAAAUGACUUGAUGAAAAACGUCAAGCCUCUUACCGUUACAAGGGUUGAAGAGCAGCCAGUUCCUGUCCAUGGUGAAGCUGAAGACGAAGACUCGGAAGCAUGGAGAGACAAAAUUAUAUAUCGAGCCGUGGAGUGCUGUCGUGAUGGAAUUGAUUUGAGCGAGCCGCCAUUUCCUUUCCAGCAGCGAUGGGACCCCCAGCAACAGAGCUCUUGGUCACAUGCUGGUAAUCGAGGCGGCAAACGAAAGAAACACCAGAGAGAUCAGCCUCAAUAUUAUGACGAUGAAUCUUUAUAUUACAAUGAUCAAGCUCGCGAGUACGAUGACUCUUUUUCAUCGAAGAACCAAAAACGCCGCAAAAAUAGGCACAAUUAUGCCGAAGACCAGGAGUAUUUUAACCCGUUAUAUGACACAAGUCAUCACGAAGAUUCCACGAACCUACCGUACGACGAGUCCACCAAGAUGGAAUCCGUGCAAAAUGAUGAUGUGAAUGGAGAGGUCAGCCAGCAGCUGUUGAAUGAUAUUCAGGAUUCAUCCCCUGCUGUUUGCCAAGAACCCGAUGAUCUGAUUCCCCUUCCAGAUGAUAUUUUGUCCCUUCCAGAUCUCCAGGAUGGGCAUGCCAAAGUUGGAAUGAUAAUUGCCUUCAAGCAAAUCAUCAUGUCUGUAGAAACGAACUGGCAACCGCAAAUAUCGCGUUAUCGGACCGCCAUUGUCACCAAUGUUUCAGAGAAUCGCCUGCUUGAUUUAAUGCUUGCAAAGAGGGACCGACUGCAGUCGGAUAAAAUGUACGAUGAGGAGACUGGCAAUAGAAUAUAUGGCAAAUUCGAUAUGCCUGUUGAUGACGAAGACGAUGAGGAAGACGAUGGGAGACUGAGUCUUUCGUUUGAUUUGCUUGUCGAGCCUAAAGUUAUUCUGAACGCUCUGAUGGACACGAGCCAAGACUUUGCGAUGGAAGAAGCAUCCCAACAAGGAAAUCAAUUAACGAAUCAAGAUGCUGCGAUUAAAAAUGCAUCUCAGCAAACUCAUCCCCGCACAAAAGAAUCCAUCAUACUAAGUCAUGGACAUCCUAGCUAUGAUGGAUCUGGUAGUGGCGAACGUGGUCAUGACGAACCUACACAAGCUCAGCUUUCUCAUGUUACGGAAACGCAGCUGAGUUCAGAUGCCGUACAUACAUACACCCUUCCGCAGAAUGAGCAAACUGCCACAGGAAGCGAGAUCGCAGCCCAAUGGCCAAAUAGUCUAGAGCAAUCCGAGGAAAUUGUGGCCGAGAGAGUUGAGCAAACUGAAGUAGAGUACGGUGCUACUGGGGCUAGGACUACGGGAUUUAUUACUCCUUUAAUGGAUGUAAACACUGAUUCAAUCGACGUGGCUCUGUCAGUGGAUGGCGUCUCCGAAGAUAAUAGAAAGGAAAUCUCACACAUGAUAAGGGAGGCUGGAUUUCGAUCGUCAAUUCCAUCAUCUGUUGUGAGAGAUAUCCGUCCUAAUGGCGUGGAAAGUCCGGGCGAUACUGCUGUCUUCGAGAAGCUGUUGACAGACAUGACAGAAAUUGAGAAUGAUGCAGCUUAUUCUCCUAAAUUUACCGGACUUGGAAGUUCACCAACGAUGAGGCAACAUCGAUUAGAGUCUCCUGAGGCAUCCCGGCCAGAUGCCUCGACAUCUCUAGAACGAUCCAAGCGAGACGCCCCAAAAUCGCCACUGUACUCCUUACAGCUGCCAUCAGAAGCAUACGAGCCACUGCAGUCGAGCUGGCAAACCGUCGACUCGGGUGAAGAUGAGGAUGGAAACUCUGAUGAAGACUCCCCAUCCUUAUCCUCCAAUGAAGAUGAAGGUGAAGAGGACGAGGACAACGACGUAGUUGAGAGCGAGAUUGGGGCAAUUCUAAAACUGGCUAGGCCGCAACAAGAAGCCACAAAGACGAUGGAAUGGCCGGAUGACCAGGUGUCAAAUCCUUCAGUUGGGGAUUCGACGGGAGUAGCGAAUGAGCCGGUCAAGACUAAAUCGGUCAAGGCCCCAAGGGUUCCAGUAUCCAAAGCGCAAGCAAUAUGGGAGCAACUUCAGCCGCAAAGUAACAAACCGUCUACUAGUCUUAGUGACAGCCCCAGACCUCUCUCGGUAGAACUGUGUGCUGUUGAAGAUAGGCAAUCCAGCGCUAGUGUUUACUAUCCGAAAUUAUCAAGUGGAUCAUCAUUCACAAGUCAGGUUGCGGAUCAUGGUCGGCAACCAGAUUUCAAUUUCGAUGACAGCGCAGCUACAAACCCCAAUACCCUCAAGGUGCCUGGUCUUGACGAAGUACAAGGCUCUGCGACUGACGCGGAACCAGAGCUCUCAAAUCGAGGACGCGGCGACGUCAGUCACAAAGUCAACCAUGCAAACGAUAAUAUGGAACCAGCACUUCCAGCCCAGAAAUCCGGCAAUCCACGGCUAGCAUCACGUACAAAUUCUAGUAAGCCUUCCGAAGACCCUUCGGAUGACGACUUCCCUACCUUGGAAGAUAUAUGUUCUCAACCUCUUCCGAAAAAGGAAAAGUCGCCACCAGCAAGGACCUCCGGGGGUAAAAAGGAGAAGGGCGCCCCGUCACUCGAUAUCGACUUGUCGGAGAACUCUGAUCAGUCUACACCAAAAGCAUCUCAGAAACAGAAUCAGCGUUUUGGUGCCCAACAAUCUCGCCGUCAUGUGCCUCAGCGCCGCGUUUCUCCAUCACAAGCCACUGUUGCACGAGCUUCCCAGCCCCAAACGUCUCAAGGCCAGUUUGUCUUGCCUCAAGGCUCGCAAGUUAUGGACUUGACACUGUCGACUGAUGAGGAAUCGGAGCCUUCCCAGGGUAGUGGGUCAGAAGAUGUUCAACCUAGGCGGUUUAAGAGGUAUGGUCUGGAUGAUGACGAUCAGGAUUAUGAUGGUGGGGAAUGGGUUCCUCCGAAGGCGAGCUCCUUGCGCGGAAUGGAGACGCGCAGGCGAACUAGUGUUGGUGUGAAGGAGUCUUCCCAGUCUUCUCUUCACAAGAAUAAGAGGAAGACUAGCACGAGAUUUUAA
Molecule: messenger RNA, 5205 nt
Organism: Venustampulla echinocandica
Lineage: Eukaryota; Fungi; Ascomycota; Leotiomycetes; Helotiales; Pleuroascaceae
Exons: 2
Coding region: 1-5205 (1734 amino acids)
Source: RefSeq, a predicted model, not a curated record